AUGAAAUUUAUUAUCAGUGAAGAGCAAUCUGGUUUUGUGAAGGAAAGACAGAUCAUGGAUGUGGUCUUGGUAGCCAAUGAAACUGUGGAUCAUCAGAAAAGGAAUAAAAAGAGGGGCUAUAUCUUAAAAGUAGAUUUUGAGAAAGCUUUUGACGCUAAAAUUUCAGCCCUUGUAAAUGGGUCUCCUACUGAUGAAGUUAGCUUAGGUUGGGGCUUAAGGCAAGGAAAUCCCCUCUCUCCCUUCCUGUUCAUAAUUGUGACUGAGGAGCUACACCAAAUUAUUUCAAAUGCUAAGAGGUUGGACAUCAUGGAAAAUCUUAUGGUUCUGAAAAGACUUUUACGUUGCUUUGAACUCAUGUCUAGCCACAAAGUCAAUUUCCAUAAGUCCACCUUAGUUGGGAUUGAUAUUGAUGAUGACGAGGUUAAUCGGAUGGCCAAAAGAUUAUACUGUAAAACUGGAAAGUUGCCAAUUAUUUACUUGGGGAUGCCUUUUGGGGGAACUCUUGCUGCAAAGAUCCUUUCUCUGGGGGAUAUGGAGGGACAUGGAAGGAUUCACAAUAUUGCUUGGGAGAAUAUUGCUAAACCUAAAGACAGAGGAGGAGCUGGUGCUUCUAAUCUUGCUGAUAAAAAUGGGUGUGGAGAUUUAACUAUGACCAAGAUCUCCGACAGCCUAUAUGGAAGCAAAUGCUUCAAGAAGAGUAUAAUUUUCCUUAGGAAUGUCCAAGACCUUUUAAAUCCUACUGGUGGGAGAGUUGAACAUGCUAUCAGGGAAGGCCUAGCCUUUAGCCUAGGCAAUGGCAAAAAGAUCAUGUUCUGGGAAGAUAUUUGGAUAGGUGAUCUUGCUCUGAAAGAUAAAUAUCAAAGACUCUAUAUGGUUUCAAACCUCCACAAUUUGCCUAUUGAUAACUUUGGAGUCUGGGAUGGCCUUAAUUGGAAUUGGAGUCUCUCUUGGCGCAGAGAGCUUUUGUCAGUGGGAAAAAGCCCUAGAAUUUGA
This is a messenger RNA of Tripterygium wilfordii, 993 nucleotides long. RefSeq lists its product as uncharacterized. The coding region runs from base 1 to 993 and encodes 330 amino acids. Lineage: Eukaryota; Viridiplantae; Streptophyta; Magnoliopsida; Celastrales; Celastraceae. The transcript is spliced from 5 exons. The record is from RefSeq and is a predicted model, not a curated record.